CGAGUAUAAAUAAGCGUUCAACAGAUGUUAAAUCGACAGUUGACAAUGAUUACCAAAUUGGCAGUGAUACUUGCGAUACUGGUCGUGGUUAGUUUUAUUCUAACAUCUGCCCACGACGAUGGCAAAUACAAAGCGGAUGACAGAGGGAAAUAUGUUCCGGAUGACAGAGGAAACUACAAAGCGGAUGACAGAGGAAAAUAUGUCUCGGACGACACAGGAAAAUACAAAGCGGAUGACAAAGGAAAAUAUGUUCCGGAUGAUAAGGGAAAAUAUGCUCCCGAUGAUAAGGGAAAAUAUGUUCCCGAUGAUAAGGGAAAAUACAAACCGGGUCGUUGAAUGAUGAAAAAAGAAUAAAGAAGAUUGAGUAAA
Molecule: messenger RNA, 369 nt
Organism: Bradysia coprophila
Lineage: Eukaryota; Metazoa; Arthropoda; Insecta; Diptera; Sciaridae
Source: RefSeq, a predicted model, not a curated record